GCUGCGUACAGGUUGUACUUCACCCACAUCCGCAUUCAUGGCCAAAGUUCCACGUAACUUCCGCCUGCUCGAAGAGCUCGAGAAAGGCGAGAAGGGAAUCGGUGACGGCUCCUGCUCGUAUGGUCUCGAGGACAACGGCGAUGAUAUGACGAUGUCCGAUUGGAAUGGCACGAUCAUUGGUCCUGGACACACCGUACACGAGAAUCGCAUCUACAGCCUGAAGAUCUACUGUGGACCGGAAUAUCCGGAUCGCCCGCCGACGAUCCAGUUUUUAUCUCGAGUGAACUUGCCGUUCGUCAACCAGACCGAUGGCAAGGUUGAUCCAUCGAAACUCCCGGUGCUCGCGCAUUGGAACAGGAACAACAGUAUCGAAACCGUACUAGUGGAGAUCAGGAGGGAAAUGGCUGGCCCCAGCAACAGAAAGCUUCCUCAACCCCCGGAAGGCAGCACAUUCUGAUGGCCGCUAGAAUGAAUCGUGUUUCCGGUGUUCUUUGCUCUGCAAUGGAUCGAAAGCGAAUACCUGUACUAAAGGAAUGUAUUACGUAGCAAUCACCAAUGCACUUCAGAAUUACGUCGACGUUGUGCAGGCCCAUCCGUGCUUGACAAG
Messenger RNA from Punctularia strigosozonata HHB-11173 SS5, 607 nucleotides. RefSeq names its product UBC-like protein. The record is from RefSeq and is a predicted model, not a curated record. Gene Ontology annotation, biological process: protein K63-linked ubiquitination; DNA damage tolerance. The transcript is spliced from 4 exons. The coding region runs from base 38 to 457 and encodes 139 amino acids. Gene Ontology annotation, cellular component: nucleus. NCBI's taxonomy places the organism in Eukaryota, Fungi, Basidiomycota, Agaricomycetes, Corticiales, Punctulariaceae.